Messenger RNA from Lingula anatina, 3040 nucleotides. RefSeq names its product caspase-3. Gene Ontology annotation, molecular function: cysteine-type endopeptidase activity. The record is from RefSeq and is a predicted model, not a curated record. Gene Ontology annotation, biological process: apoptotic process; proteolysis; positive regulation of neuron apoptotic process. Gene Ontology annotation, cellular component: cytoplasm. Lineage: Eukaryota; Metazoa; Brachiopoda; Lingulata; Lingulida; Lingulidae.
UGGACUGCCGCUGUCUGUCUGCUCUGUGUGUAUCGUUCAAAGCUACGCCUAGAAGAAGUAUGGAUGAUUCAGAGCCAGACCUAGUGGAUGCAAACCUAGCUCAUGCAGCAGGAGGUUACCCAGGAUCUCAAAGAGCAAGACUUCCAGAAGAGAUUGUUGAAAAUGAGUACAACUUCAACCACCCCAACAGAGGGUAUGCCAUCAUCAUCAAUAACAGAAAAUUUGAACAUCACACUGAAAUGCCAGAGAGAAAUGGAACGGACCUGGAUGCUGCAGCUCUGUACCAAAGACUAUCUGCUCUUGACUUUAAAGUGGAAUUGGUCAAUAAUUUGAGAAGAGAAGAGAUGCGGAGCAAACUUGAAGAAGUUGCCAAGCGUAACCAUUCAGAUAAUGACUGUGUUGUGGUAGCUAUCCUCACUCAUGGGGAAGAGGGUGUGGUCUAUGGUGUUGAUGGAUGGAUCGAACUGGAAAAGCUGGUGGCACCAUUUAAGGGAGAUAAAUGUUUAACUCUAGUUGGAAAACCAAAGAUUUUCUUUGUCCAGGCCUGUCGUGGUAAUAAAUUAGACCAUGGUGUAGAGGUAUGUGAUGCAGAAGUUGUCAAGGAUGAACCAGAUGCUGCCACGGUGUUCAGGGUCCCUUCUGAAGCCGACUUCCUCAUGGCUUACUCAGUUGUACCAGGCUAUUUCUCAUGGAGGAAUUCCACUAAUGGUUCCUGGUUUAUCCAGUCUCUGUGUAAAGUCUUAGAGAAGUUUGGUCAUACGCUGGACAUCAUGACCAUGAUGACCCGAGUGAACAGGAUGGUAGCAUUUGACUACGAGUCCAAUGCAAACAAGGAAUAUAUGAGUAAAAAGAAGCAAAUCCCUUGUAUCACCUCCAUGCUCACUAAGGACUUGUAUUUUCGUCCUAAAUUACCCGGUAGACACUGAAUAACACAAUACUUAUAGGUGGAGUCUGUGCUUAGGUCUUUUUUAUAAAAGGUCACACAUAGUUAUAAUUCAACUUGUUCUCUUACCAUUUGCAGUUUCCAUUUUUGUUAAUGAAUGAUUCCCUUUUUAACUGAAGAUCACAAUAUUUACUUAAAUUAUGAUAUACAAUAUAAAUAGAUACACUGAUUUUACUGAUACCCUGGUGAAUUGUUUAUAUCUAAAAGUGAUAGUUAUCCUAGCUAUGUUGUGUUAGUUUCCCUUUUUUCUUUGAUAAGGCAUUGAGAACCAUUGAAGCUUAGAUAAUGUACAACUCUUUAUCAAUAUUUUUAAAAUUUUGCUUUAUAACCAUAUUUAUUUCGUUUUUAUUUUAUGAAUAUCUGUCUUAUUUUCCUAUGUUUGGAACUAGGACAUUCAACUGCCCUGCUGAUUAUAAUCUAUCAAUAGGAUUUAUUGUUUUUGAUAACAUUGUUCAUAUGAUACUGUAAUCUCCAAUUUUGUUUAAUUUCUGAAUGAUAAUCUACUGUCAGAUAUAUUUUUUCAACAUCAUAUUUUCAAAGUUUGUUGAAAUGAAAUAGGAGUAUGUAUUUGUACAUGUAACUUGAGUGAUGUCAGCUUGAAUGCUUUAUAUGUUUAACUUGCUGGGGAUUUUGUAGUGUACAAUUGGUUAUAUUUCUAUCCUAGUCGACAGUAAUUGAUCAUGUAUAUUGAGGUGAUUGUGUGUAUAUUGCCAGCAGUUUUGUUAUCCUUUUUAUUUCAUUGCCACUGGGUGAAUGGAUAUUUAUCUGAGAUAUCUUGACAUUGUCACUUGUGAAUAGAUAUUUUAUCUGAGAUAUGUUGAAAUAGUUAAUUCCUAGCUAAAAAAAUAAAGUAGCAAGUUGCAGGUUUUAUUAAGGGCAUUUUGCUAGAACUACUUCUUCCACCCUUACCUGCACGAAAGCAGUGUUGACAUGUUGAAGGCGCUCUCCAUAGAAUUUACUUGCCAAAAUGGUUUUUCCUGGGGUAAAAGGCAUUUUCUCCUACUCACAAAUCAUUGCUAGACCUAUCUCUGCACUUUGAAUUGAAAUAUAAUUUAUUAGAUUCUUUAAAUGACUGGCCAGUCAUUUGAUUUAGAAUGACGUCUGUCUUUCACUGAUAUUCAUUGAGCAUGGCCAUGGUUAUCACUUCACAACACGAGGAAAUGGGCAUUGUUUAGUUUUUGCUGCCCUGUGUAUAAUACGAAGUUGCGAGCUUUAAUGACUAUCUGAAAAGACAUGGAAUGAAAUAACAGCACACGGUAUGCAUCAAAUACGGUUUUAUUCAAAGGGUUUUAAUGUCUUUAAGGUCUGAAUUGAAAAAUAUUAGGAUAUAAAUUCUUGGAGAAUUCUUUUAAGUCUUGAUGGUUUCCCCAUACGCUUAAUGUAGUUUGAAAGGUACUCCCAUAUGUCCUACUUUUGUUUCUUAGAAACUUGAUAAUGGAGUGCGAUCUCAAAUCUUUUAAUUGAUGUACAUAGAUAAGGUAAUAUGUGUGCAUGCAAGAUUACUGUCAUCUUCCUAAUCAAAUUAUUCAAUCAGUGAUUUCCAUUCACAAAUUUGUGCAGACACUGAUGUCACUUAAGAUAUGGUUAACAUAGCUGUUUUUAUGUUGAAUUAUAAUUGGAAUGCCUUUGCAUACUGAAGUAUUUAUUUGACCAAAUUGCUUUAAAUUAUUAUCUUGUGCAGGUUUUCCUAAAAAUGGUCAGUGUUUGAUGCAUUUUCCUUUGUUCAUUCACAUGGUUGAUUUAAAAAAAAAAAUAAUUUGACAGUCUCAUUUCAGUGCAUUUAGCUUCGAGUGGUGCUAGGAGCUUUUAGGGCAACAUUAAACUUACCUGUGCCAUUUGAAAAAUGAAACUAAUACUGAAAUACGUGUAUAUCUACAGACAUAUCACAAAUGACAGUGCUGCAUUUCUAGGUGCAUUUUGAUUUAAAGACUAAUGUUAUUAUUACCAAGGAAAUGGUUGUAGUAUGUGUUCAUGCCUGUGUCAUUGCUCAUAAUGCGUUUUAAAUCAGAAAGGAAUGUUUCAAAUUAUGUUUUUUAUCUAAAAAUUUUACUUGAAAGUGGCCAUGUAUUUCAAUGCUAAAUAAAUGUAUUGAUUUCA